Messenger RNA from Corythoichthys intestinalis (scribbled pipefish), 2481 nucleotides. It is a transcript of the gene farsa, whose product is annotated as phenylalanyl-tRNA synthetase subunit alpha. NCBI's taxonomy places the organism in Eukaryota, Metazoa, Chordata, Actinopteri, Syngnathiformes, Syngnathidae. Gene Ontology annotation, biological process: phenylalanyl-tRNA aminoacylation. Gene Ontology annotation, cellular component: cytoplasm; phenylalanine-tRNA ligase complex; cytosol. The transcript has 14 exons. The record is from RefSeq and is a predicted model, not a curated record. Gene Ontology annotation, molecular function: phenylalanine-tRNA ligase activity; tRNA binding; ATP binding. Bases 94 to 1587 code for a protein of 497 amino acids.
GACAUGGAAAACAGGCUGGAUAGUGGCACUCGAGGACCAGAGUUGCUGACCCCUGGCCUAAUGGAUUAAAAAGCGGCAGGCUAGCAGCCGGGUAUGGCAGACACGCGUGUGGUUGAGACGCUUCUCCAGCGUCUUGAAAAGGCGGACGACGGCGUGGAAAGUCUAAACGUGGCAUGUAGCCUCGGAGUGGACCACCAGGUCAUCGUGGGUGCCGUGAAGAGUCUGCAGUCUCUUGGCGAUAUAAUCUCAGCUGAGCUCCGCUCCUCCAAACACUGGGAGCUGACAGAGGAGGGCAGGGAGAUUGCUGAGCAAGGUAGCCAGGAAGCCAGGGUCUUCAACUCUGUCCCGCUGGAGGGUCUUUCCCAAAGUGACCUAAUGAAAUUUUCCUAUGGAAAGAUUGGCUUCAGUAAGGCCAUGUCCAAUAAGUGGAUCCGAUUGGACAAAGGACACGAAGGCGGACCCAGGAUAUUCAGAUCCGUGGAGAAUAUUGAGGAUCAGGUUAGAGAGAAACUGCUUAUAGUUCAGAAAGGUGUCUCUUCAAACCUGGAAGAGAAAGAAAAAAAUGAGCUAAAGAAGCGAAAACUUCUUGCUGAAGUGACGGUUAAGUCCUAUUGGAUCACAAAAGGCAACACUUUCAGCACCACUGUCACCAAACAGGAGACUGAGCUCACUCCUGAGAUGAUUGCCACUGGCAGUUGGAAAGAGAAGAAUUUCAAACCGUACAACUUCAAUGCACUGGGUGUGGCACCAGACUCUGGUCACUUGCACCCAUUGAUGAAGGUGCGAACACAGUUCAGACAGAUUUUCCUGGAGAUGGGUUUCACUGAGAUGCCAACCAACAACUUCAUCGAGAGCUCUUUCUGGAACUUUGAUUCCCUUUUUCAGCCGCAGCAGCACCCAGCCCGAGACCAACAUGACACUUUCUUCCUGUCCGACCCUGCUCUCGCCCACGAGUUUCCACAGGACUACUUGGAGAGAGUGAAGAGCGUCCACUCUGAGGGAGGAUAUGGUUCGCAAGGGUAUAAAUGCGAAUGGAAGCUUGAGGAGGCCCAGAAAAAUAUCCUCCGCACACACACUACAGCAGUCAGCGCACGCAUGCUAUAUAAACUUGCACAACAGGAAAAGUUCACCCCUGUCAAAUACUUCUCCAUCGACCGGGUGUUCAGGAAUGAGACCUUAGACGCCACCCAUCUGGCCGAGUUCCACCAGAUAGAGGGGGUUGUGGCUGACUAUGGCCUGACCUUAGGAGACCUCAUGGGUGUCCUGCAUCAGUUCUUCACCAAAUUAGGAAUCACCAAGCUGCGUUUCAAACCUGCCUACAACCCCUACACAGAACCCAGUAUGGAGGUGUUCAGCUAUCAUGAAGGGUUAAAAAAGUGGGUGGAAGUUGGUAACUCUGGUGUCUUCAGACCGGAGAUGCUGUUGCCUAUGGGUCUUCCUGAGGACGUGUCUGUUAUUGCAUGGGGGCUGUCGCUAGAAAGACCCACCAUGAUUAAAUAUGGCAUAAACAACAUCAGAGAGCUUGUUGGACACAAGGUCAACUUACAAAUGGUCUAUGACAGUCCCAUUUGUCGACUGGACUCCUGAGUUUGGUACAGAGGACCAUUUUUUAAAAAUUUUGGAUCCGCUUUCUCUGUAGCCAUAAGUACAAUGCUAUUUUAUGGCAUUUUAAAAUCAUGUGAGAGGAUUUUGUAUGCAAUUGAAAUGAUACAAAAAAAAUCAUGUGAGAGGAUUUUGUAUGCAAUUGAAAUGAUACAAAACAUCAGUCUUGUUACCAACACCAUUAUAUGUUUAAAAAAAAAAAAAAAAAAGGACUAAAUCUGGGAUUGAAUUUGAAAGAUGAAAUAAACAUUUUUCAAACUGUAAAACUCCCCCACUUCUUUCAGUAUUCCGGAGUUGCAUGUAACGCUAAAGUAAGACAAAGUGUCUAAAAUAGUUGACUCUAAAAGAAAAAAGGUUAUUAAGAUGUUUAAAAAAUGGAUUUGGACAAUGUUGCGGUCAGCAAUGUCGCUAAACAGAACAGUUUAUUGACCAUCAAAAUGGAAGACGAUUCAUUAGCAAAUCGAUUAGUCAAUCAUGACAGCCCUAGUUUACCGGCCAUUGACAGUGCUGGACGUCCGAUCCAUUUUGACUAGGAAAGGCGAAUGAACAAAUGUUGUUUGGCCCUCUUAGUCAAAAUGGAUUGGAUGUAUAGCGCCGUCAGUGGCAGCCAGAUGAUGUCUAAUAAAUAAAUAUUUAUUUAUUAGACAUCUACAAUGUGACCCGCGACAAAGACAAGUUUGACAUGUGUUUUAUCUGCUGAAGUUACCACCACCGUAGCACUUCUAUUGCUAGCAACUAGUCAUGUUAAUUAUCCUCCCACUUCAGAUGGAUUUGAUGUCUCUUACUGCCUGUGGCUGGAAACCAAUUAGUCUUUAUUUGCAUCUGGAUCAAUAUGGAAACAAAUUACCCCGACAUUCACCAUGAUCUUUCAGUAAGUCA